AUGUCCAAACAACCACUAAAGCAACGUAAAGUACUUGUCACAGGAUCAGCAGGAAAUAUUGGAAAAUAUUUUGCUUUAAAUCAUGACAAAUCAAAAUAUAAAUUGCGAUUGAUGGUACAUUCAGGAAUUGAGGACAAGAAAGUUGAUCCAAUACGAAACUGUGGAGAAAUUGUAGAAGGUACCCUAGAUAAUUUGGAUCGAUUAAAAGAAUUGUGUAAAGGUAUUGAUACUGUAGUGCACAUGGCUGGAGAAGCUGAUCCAUCCGCUACGUGGGAGAGCAUUAGAGAUGCAAAUAUCAAUGGAACAUAUAAUAUCUUUGUGGCAGCCAAAGCAGCGGGAGUUAAAAGAGUGAUAUAUGCAAGUUCUAUUCAUGCUGUUUCGGGAUAUCCAAAAGAUAUUCAGGUAAAGGUAAAUGAACCUGUUAAUCCUGGUGAUAUUUAUGGUGUUAGUAAAUGUUUUGGAGAAGCUCUGGCACGUUACAUGGGUGAAAAAGAAGGUUUAUCAUCGAUAGCUAUUCGUAUCGGUGCAUUUCAACCACAUGAAAGUGCACAGAAUGUCGACUCCAUAUCAAUGAUGGAUGCUUGGAUUUCUGAACGUGAUUGCGAACAUUUAAUAGAAUGUUGUAUUGAUGCUCCUGACGAUUUGAAAUUUCUCAUUGUUCAUGGAUUAUCGCGUAAUGUUUUUAACCGUUUAGAUAUUAGUGAUGCAAAAAAUCGUAUUGGAUAUGAACCAAAAGAUAACUUUUUUGAUGUACAUCCACAUUUAAAAAACUUGAAAUUAGAUGAAAAAUUGGCGGGUCAUAAUGUUCAUGAUGAUGGACAACAAUCUGGUUUGCGAGAACAAAUCGGAAAAACAUAA
Didymodactylos carnosus is the source of this 858-nucleotide messenger RNA. The record is from the annotation of a GenBank genome assembly. Lineage: Eukaryota; Metazoa; Rotifera; Eurotatoria; Philodinida; Philodinidae.